Molecule: messenger RNA, 611 nt
Organism: Sycon ciliatum
Lineage: Eukaryota; Metazoa; Porifera; Calcarea; Leucosolenida; Sycettidae
Exons: 6
Coding region: 90-611 (173 amino acids)
Source: RefSeq, a predicted model, not a curated record
UUGAAAGUUUACAUCGCACUUGUAUACUUCACGAUUGUUUUGUUCCCCAGCUUUUCACUCAAAUCUGACAUACACACACACACACACAUAUGUAUGCGUGUGUCUGCCCGUCUGUUGAAUGUGACUUGUUUUGGGCAGCCCAUCGUCCGAGGAAUUCCGUUGCUGGCGAAGAACGCGAUGAUAAUAUGCAUGUUGAUAUUUUGGAGGCUGAGCCCAUCAUGACCAGUAGAUACUCGGCCGUUGCUGGGGAAGAAAGCGAUGAUGAAGACGCUGAUGAUGAUAAUAAUUAUGCCCAUCGUCCGAGUCAUUCCUUUGCUGGCGAAGAACGCGGUGAUGAUGACGAAAAUGAUGAUAAUAUGGAUAUCGGAGAGCCGGAGGAAGCUGCACCAGGUACAGCUGGUUGGAGUCAAGUGGAUCCGCGAGAAAAAAAGAAGGACAGUAUUGAAGUCCAGCUUGAACCCAUCGUCCGAGUCAUUCCUUUGCUGGCGAAGAACGCGGUGAUGAUGACGAAAAUGAUGAUAAUAUGGAUAUCGGAGAGCCGGAGGAAGCUGCACCAGUUACAGCUGGUUGGAGUCAAGUGGAUCCGCGAGAAAAAAGAAGGACAAUAUUGA